AUUAUACUGUCCAAGUGAUUUCAGGCUUAUAAAGUAUGUUAUACAUCAUUUACGGGUAACAGUGAUACCAUUUUUGCAAACUUUUAACUAGUUCUUUUUAGAUACAACUGCAUGAUCUGUGGAAGAAAUGGUGAGGCCUGAACAAAUUGGAUUUUCUGCAAUCUUCUCACAUAGGCGAGAGAAUGCAGAGGCAAUGCAUUUGAUCACCUCACUGUGCGUAACUGCGUCUCUUCUACUCAGUCUAUAUACCUGCUUUUUUUUUCUUUGCAUCAAAAUGAAGCCUUAAAUUCAAGUCCCUACCAAUAACUUUUUCUAUCGAUCAUGGUUUUGGAUUAAUGCUACACAAAGCUGCCAGGUGGACGAUGGAAUGUGGUUGCACUACAGGAAAAUUUAUCUGAGGUUCCUGCACAGACUCGUGCACAAUUUCAGACCUCCUUUGGAUAUUGAAGCGUUAUGUAAUGAGGGUCGACUGAAGGAGGCCAUGCAUUUAUUGUAUCAAAUGCCUGUUGAAUCAGGCAUUUAUGCCUGCGUAUUGGAGUUAUGUGCCUCCAUGAAAUCUCUUUCAGAUGGCAAGGAAAUCCAUGCACAGAUAAUUCUAAAUGGUCUUCCGAUAAACGCAUUUGUAGCAACCAAGCUCGUCAGGAUGUAUUGUAAAUGUGGUAAUGUGGUGCACGCUCGUCUUGUUUUCGAGCAGACAAUGGAGAGGAGCGUGUUCUUGUGGAAUACCAUGAUCAGGGGAUAUGCCAACAAUGGGUUUUACAAGGAGGCUCUUUCUAGCUAUUCAGAAAUGCAGGUGUCGGGUAUAAGUCCUGAUAAUUAUACUGUCCUCUCUGUUCUUAAAGCAUGCGCGGGAAUGGAGGAUUUGUGUCAGGGGAUGAAGGUGCAUUGUCGGAUAAUUAGGAGUGGACAUGAGUUGGAUUUAUUUGUUGGGAAUGUUCUUGUUGCAAUGUAUGGUAAGUGCAGAAGUUUGGAAUACGCGCGCCAGGUGUUUGAUAAAAUGCCUCUAAGAGACAACGUCUCAUGGAAUACCAUGAUUGCCAGUUAUUCGCAAAAUGGGUUUUGCGAUCGGGCGUUGGAAGUAUUUGAGUUAAUGGAAGUGAAAGGUGCGAGUCCUGAUUCUCUUACGAUCGCAAGUAUUCUACCCGCCUUUGUGCAUGGCAAAGGCAAGAGCAUGAAGGAUGUGCGCGAAGUGUUUGACAGAAUGUCUCAGAAAGAUGUUAUCUCUUGGAAUGCAAUUAUUGCAGGGUAUGUUCAGACUGGUGAAUGGGAGGAGGCCCUGAGGUUGUUUCAUCAAAUGGGAAGUGAGGAUGUGAAGCCAGAUUCGAUCACUAUUACGAGUGUUCUCUCUGCUUGUGCUCGUUUGGCGGCUCUGCAGCAGGGCAAGGCGAUCCAUGAGUACAUAAAAAAGAUUAAGCUAGUCUCACAUUUGUUUCUAUGUAAUGCGCUCAUUGACAUGUAUGCCAAGUGUGGGAGUGUAAACGAUGCACGCCAAGUGUUUGACAGUAUGUCGCAAAGGGAUGUGGUCUCAUGGACUGCAAUGAUUGCUGGCUAUGGUAUGCAUGGACAUGGUAAGGAUGCUAUCACACUCUUUUGCCAAAUGCAACAUGAAGGUACACAGCCGGAUCACAUUACCUUUGUUUCUGUUCUGUCUGCGUGCAGCCAUGGAGGUCUGGUGGAUGAAGGCAUGCAAUAUUUUGAUGUUAUGAUUCGAGAUUAUUGUAUCGCACCCACAGUGGAACACUAUGCGUGCCUAGUAGACCUUCUUGGCCGUGCUGGACGCCUAUGUGAAGCACAGGACUUAAUUGAACAGAUGCCUCUGGAACCUAAUGAGAGUGUUUGGGGAGCUUUGCUUAGUGCGUGCAGAGUACACUGCAACACAAAUUUAGGCAAGCUUGCGGCAGAGCAUCUUUUUACAUUAGCACCUGAAAAACCUGGAUAUUAUGUGCUGCUUUCUAAUAUUUAUGCAGAAGCUGGCAGGUGGGAUGAUGCCUUAGUAAUAAGAAAGUUGAUGGACGAGAAGGGACUGAAAAAGGAACCAGGAUGCAGUGUGAUUGAGUUAAAGAAUAGAGUGCAUUCUUUCCUUGUUGGAGACAGAUGCCACCCACAAUCUGAUGAAAUCUAUGCAAAGCUUGAUAGCUUAGAUAGACUGAUGAGGGCAGCUGGGUAUGUACCUGACACAGAAUUCGUCCUGCACGAGGUGGAAGACGAGGACAAGGAGCAUCUUCUCUACUACCACAGUGAGAAGCUAGCUAUUGCCUUUGGGCUCAUCAACACUGAUCCUGGUACACCACUUCUAAUCACCAAGAACCUCCGCAUGUGUGGUGACUGCCACCACGCCAUCAAGUUCAUCUCCAAAAUUGUUCAACGUGAAAUAGUUGUUAGGGAUGCAAACCGUUUUCACAAUUUCAAGAAUGGAUCAUGUUCUUGUGGAGAUUAUUGGUGAGAUUUUUCUUGAACUCGAAUGUUCCACUGUAGUAUGUGUUAGCUGCCACUUACUGCAGUUUUUGUUGCCAAGAUUGUUAGCUAGUAAUCACGGUUAGCAAUGGAAAUGCUUUUCACAAUUAGAAAAA
Molecule: messenger RNA, 2570 nt
Organism: Cryptomeria japonica (Japanese cedar)
Lineage: Eukaryota; Viridiplantae; Streptophyta; Pinopsida; Cupressales; Cupressaceae
Product: putative pentatricopeptide repeat-containing protein At3g49142
Exons: 1
Coding region: 368-2443 (691 amino acids)
Biological process (GO): RNA modification
Molecular function (GO): zinc ion binding; protein binding; RNA binding
Source: RefSeq, a predicted model, not a curated record